This is a messenger RNA of Biomphalaria glabrata, 1573 nucleotides long. RefSeq names its product intraflagellar transport protein 46 homolog. Gene Ontology annotation, cellular component: centrosome; motile cilium; intraciliary transport particle B. Gene Ontology annotation, biological process: intraciliary transport; cilium assembly. The record is from RefSeq and is a predicted model, not a curated record. The transcript has 13 exons. Bases 143 to 1297 code for a protein of 384 amino acids. Lineage: Eukaryota; Metazoa; Mollusca; Gastropoda; Planorbidae.
AUCAACGUGUGUUACGAGACAUGCAGAAGUCAAUUAGUUCACGUUUUGGAUCACAAGAACUCUCUUACAGCAAGUUUAAAAUAGUGGUUUUGUCUAGUUUGUUUAUCUUUAUAGAGUGACUGUGGAACAAAAAAACAAUUGAAUGGCUCGUCUGCACCAGAACCAGCCAUACGAUGAGUCUCUAGAGGUGCCAGACUCGGAGGAAAUAGCCAGCACAUAUUCUCCAACACCUAGAAUGCCACACCCAGGAGUCAAAUCUAGAGAGAACCAGGAAGUGAAGAAAGGAGUCAAAGGCAAAGAUGAAAGGGGAAAAGGCACCACACCUCCUGGUUCCCAUGGCGAUCCAUCUGAUCAAUCAGAUGAUCUGUAUGAAGAAACUACAAAGCCUCCAAAAGCUGUGAAGUCCCAGCAGCCUCCACCAAGACCAUCUGGGGCAAAGCUAUCUUCUGGAGCACCACAGUCAAAACAGGGGCAACAGUUUCACUCUGAUGAUGAGGAUGACAGUGAGGAUGAUGAAGAGGAUGAAGAUGAUGAUGAUGAUGAUGAUGAAGAUAGACCACACAUUGAAGGAGCUUAUGACCCGACCGACUAUGAGAAUCUUUCAGUAUCUGCUGAGAUCAAAGAGCUGUUCCAAUACAUUACAAGGUACACACCUCAAGCUAUAGAGCUGGACCACAAGCUGAAGCCGUUCAUACCUGACUACAUCCCAGCUGUAGGAGACAUUGAUGCUUUCAUAAAGAUCCCCAGACCAGACAAGAAACCAGACACACUGGGCCUGACAGUGCUAGAUGAACCUUGUGCCAAACAAAGUGACCCCACAGUCUUGGACCUACAGCUGAGAGCCAUUUCUAAACAAACCACAGCAAAACAGUUGGUUGUGAAAAGUUUAGACAAUGCAGAGAAAAAUCCUAAACACAUUGAAAGUUGGAUACAGAACAUCAGAGAACUUCAUAGAUCUAAACCUCCAGCAAAUGUUCACUACAGCAAAAAUAUGCCAGACAUAGAUACACUCAUGCAAGAAUGGCCACCUGCAUUUGAACAGUUACUUAAAGAAGUGAACCUACCAACUGCUGAGUUAGACUGUGAUCUUGGAGAGUAUGUUGAUAUCAUUGCCUCUAUACUAGACAUUCCCAUCUACAAGAACUCCCCUCAUCACAAUGAAAGGAUACAGGCUCUACAUGUUUUAUUCACUUUGUAUUCUGAGUUUAAAAACUCUCAACAUUUCCAAGCACUGGCAGAAGAGAACAAACUUGACAAUGCUUUGAAAGAUGAUGGUGCUGACAGAUUUGUCUUGUGAAUAGAAAUACAUUCAAGUGUAUCUGUGCUCAUGUACUUCUGUCCUUCUGAAAACCUGUUGAUGUUAUCAAUCUCUCAACAUUUCCGUCCACACAUGUACAGCCAAUCAUUCUGGCUGUCUUAAUGUUUUUGUUACUAAUUAUUAUUUUUUUUUAUGAACUGCCUUGAAGGAAAUUGAUGCAUGUCUUAUUUUUGUUUUAUUUUGGAAGCAAUUUUUUUUUUCCAUUUCAUCCAGUUAUUUUAUUUUUUUAUUUGAAAUAAAUCUUGUUUAAAUUAG